This is a messenger RNA of Dentiscutata heterogama, 1612 nucleotides long. NCBI's taxonomy places the organism in Eukaryota, Fungi, Glomeromycota, Glomeromycetes, Diversisporales, Gigasporaceae. The record is from the annotation of a GenBank genome assembly.
GCCAAAGGAAAUCAAGCUUGGAGGCAUAUUUCAUAUACAUUAUGAGCAAACCGACAUCAUUGAACAACUAGAAAGAUUAAAACAUUUUAAUAAUUGGGAAAUUAUUGAACAAAAUGACUUAACACCAUUAUGUACGUUAUUAUCAAAGAGGCUUAUAGCAAGGAUACAAGAGGUUAACGGAAUGAAAAUAUUAUAUAAAAGUAAUUUAUCCGUUAAUAUGCCAAAAGGCCACAAUAUUUUAAUUCAUUAUAUUCAAAAACCUUCAGUCGUUCCAACAUUUAAUAAUGUUAAGAUUUUUGCUUCUAUAAUUGUAUUGAACAAAGUAAGACCAUAUCGUAACGUGUUUGCAGUCAGGGUUGAAUAUAUGGAUGAUGAGAAUCCAUGCAUCGUAAUACAUCGUAUUGGACCGGCAAAGAAACCUUUUAAUCUUUUCAUUCCUUACAUGCUGAUCGGUUACGAGGAAGAACUACCAAUUGGAAAAUUUCAAGAUAAUGCAAUUUCAUAUGUUUGUACUAGAAAAUUUGUACCUGACGGCAAUAAUUUAAUUGAAUAUCCAAUUUCAGACGUUGAUUAUUGUUGGUUAGGUUGUCCUAUUCUAAAAUGUAAGGAAAAUCCUGGAUAUGAAUUUGGAAGCUCUAAACAUGUGAUUAGUUAUCAUUUCCGUCAUAAUGAAGAAAAUGACACUACGCAAUUAUGUUGCUAUGGUUAUGAUGCCGAAACCGACAAAAUUAGCAAUAACGAAGCAUUAACAUUUGAAGUUAAUUGUGCUAUCUUCACAAAAAAUACUUCUGAAGUUGAAGAAAUUGCUAGGCCAACCGAAUAUGAAUGGAGAAACAAAGAAUACACCGUUCUACCAUUUCGAUCAAACCCUAGACGCACAUUUACCGGAAAUAAAUGGGAUUUAUUUGAACACCCAAAACAUAUAUUUGCAAGUAUUCAAUAUUCCAAUCCUCCAAAUCAUCCAGCUUUUUUAAAUAUUCAUAGGAAAUAUCCGAUAGUAAAAUCUUUGAAUAAUAUUCCUGACAAAUCACGUAUUCCUAUUGGUUAUGUUGUAAUAAAUUUUGGAAAUUCACGGCCUAGCGCGAUUAAUACUGAUAUGAGUUUAGAAAUAAAAAGGGAUAAACCUUUAUCAUAUUCUUCUAUUAAUAAAGAAAUUUCACAGCCUAGCGCAAUUAAUGCUGAUAUAAGUUUAGGAAUAAAAAGGGAUAAACCUUUAUCAUAUUCUUCUAUUAAAAAAGAACAUGAAGAAAAAAAACCAUCAAAUCCUCCAUACAUCAUUAGAGAUACAAAGAUGGACAUCGAUCAAACUAUUUCUAAUAAAACCGUAAUAAAAUCGCAUAAAUUAAAUCAUGGCUUAACUAUUCAUCCACAAAAUGUAUUUUCUGCAGAAAAUUCAGCAUAUGACCUUAAAUCGGAACUAAAAAUAAAAGAUAUUGAAAAAUGUUAUGCAAAAGCAUUUGUACCCAAAGAUAAAAAAGAAUUAUUUUUAUUGAAAAAGCAUAUAGAUAUUGAAUCAUUUCAAUCAUUGCCGUCCAAAUUAAUUGAAAUGAUGUUGACUUCUACAAACUUUUUAAGUGAUAAUUCAUCAAUAGAUGAUAUUUAUCUAGAAAUU